Cynoglossus semilaevis (tongue sole) is the source of this 1300-nucleotide messenger RNA. RefSeq names its product nudix (nucleoside diphosphate linked moiety X)-type motif 1 (gene nudt1). The transcript is spliced from 3 exons. Bases 197 to 667 code for a protein of 156 amino acids. Gene Ontology annotation, molecular function: 8-oxo-7,8-dihydroguanosine triphosphate pyrophosphatase activity. Gene Ontology annotation, cellular component: cytoplasm. The record is from RefSeq and is a predicted model, not a curated record. Lineage: Eukaryota; Metazoa; Chordata; Actinopteri; Pleuronectiformes; Cynoglossidae. Gene Ontology annotation, biological process: DNA protection.
CGAUUCCUCAAACAUAUGAAGGCGCUCGCUCUAAUUCAUGUCUGUUGUUUAUACACCCUCCAAUCGCUUAUGUAUCAGCGCAACGGGAGAUGACGUCAGUAGACUCCACAUGACGAUGUUUGCCGGGUUCGCGUGUGAUUUAUUAGAAAGUUAGCAUAUUGUUUGUCUCACUGACGUUCUUCUCCACACAGCUAAGAUGUUGAGUUCCAAACUAUUGACUCUGGUGCUAGUGGUCCAGCCGGGCAGAGUUCUGCUGGGUAUGAAGAAGAGAGGGUUCGGGGCAGGAAGGUGGAACGGGUUUGGAGGCAAAGUCCAACCCGGAGAAACCAUAGAAGAGGCUGCAAGGAGAGAGCUGCUAGAAGAGAGUGGUCUCACAGUCAACACUCUUGAAAAGAUUGGAAAUCUCAAAUUUGAGAUGGUCGAUGAUAAGGAGCUGCUUGACGUGCACGUUUUCAGAACCGAUUCUUACAACGGAGAACCCACCGAGUCUGAAGAAAUGCGGCCGCAGUGGUUUGGUUGGGACCAAAUCCCUUUUAGCCAGAUGUGGCCCGAUGACAUCCUGUGGUUCCCCAUGAUGCUGCAGAAGAAGAAGUUUGUGGGAUACUUUAAGUUUCAGGAUCACAACGUGAUUCUCAGCUCUACGCUGAAGGAGGUGGAAGAGCUCUGAGAUAAAAACCUGAGUGAGGCCGACAUGAUGAAGACAUCGAGUCAACGUUCUUUGCUAAUAUUUAGUUAAUGGGCGAUCUCCUGCGGAACCUGUAGACAGACUGAUGACUUUUAAGCCAAAUCUGUACCACAUAUUGUUAAUGGACCAAAAACAAAAUUCUUAAAAUGUGUUAUGAACUUGUUUUGUGUUUUUUGUUCUCUGCAGGACCUUGUAGUUUGCAUGCCAACGGCAAACAACAUAGUUUCAUUGCUGUCUUUCACUGAUGUGUGGUGGGAUGGACCAAAGGUCAAGCUGUAUUUGACCCCCCCUCAGUGACCCUGCUGGAUUAUGUAUGAACAACUUGAAACUUUUUUUAUCUCUUGAAUUUUUUUUUUCUUAAUUGGAUACACAAUUUAAAAGUACACAUAAGAAGCAUUUUUUUUUUUUCAGGAUAAAAAAUGACAACAUUCAGCAAGCAAGUAUUUUAAUAAAAUAUUAGUGUACAUAAAAAUGUGUUUUUAGCAAGUUCCUCUUUAUUACAACUCAAAAUGACUCUGUCCUGAUUGAAAUAUAUAUAAAAAUCUGUGAACAAAAUCUUUUUUUUGUUUCUUCCAGUGACCUCAUUCACACUCCCAUUAAACACAUUCCUCUCUU